AAAAUCGUGUUUACUUUUUUAAACCUUCAAGCUUAUAUGAUAUAGUUACAGCUAAACCUCUUUCGAGACUAGAAAAUUCAAGAGCUCUUAAAUACAGAGAAGGAAUAUUUUUACUUUACGAAAUGUCGAAACAAACUAAAGUCAGCAACUUUUUUGGAAAACCAAAGUUAAAUGACUCCAUACCUCAGGAAAAAAAGGAUAAGAAGUCUGGUGGAAAAGUAAAAAAACGUAUCAUUGAAUCCUCGGAUGAGGAAUCAAAUAGUGAAGUUGACACGAAAAAGAUAAAGUUUGAGAGGGAAAAUGAACGGGAGAAUAAAACCGAAUCUUCAUCGGAAAUGGAUGAAGACAACGUAAAGGAAGAACAAGAUGAUAAUUUGGAAUCGGAACUAGUCUCGACAAAAAAAUUGGUUGACCAAAAGGACAUGAAGGAUGUUGGUGCUGAUUGGAAAAAAGGCGAACCUGUCCCAUAUGCAGGAUUAUGCAAAACUUUCGAAGCUAUCGAAUCAACCACGAAACGCCUAGAAAUUCAAGAAUAUUUAACUUCAUUUUUCAAACAUACAAUCGAACUCAGUCCAGGAAAUUUAUUGGAAACUUUAUAUCUCUGUUUAAAUAGGGUUUGUCCUGAAUACGAAAACGUGGAACUGGGCAUCGGAGAAUCUUUGUUGAUAAAAGCAAUUGCUGAAGUAACAGGUAGGACAACACAAAAGGUUAAAAAUGAAUUAGCAAAAGUGGGUGAUCUGGGCAAAGUCGCUAGGGAUAGUAAAAACAGUCAGAAGAGUAUAUCGAGUAUGUUUGGGAAUCGGGAUAAACUAUUAACGGUCCCUAAAGUCUUUAAUUCAAUGAAAAAGAUUGCCUCUUUGACUGGACACAGUUCGCAAGAUUUAAAAAUUAAGGAAAUACAAAAUUUGCUUAUAUCUUGUAGAGAUGAAGAGCCGAAAUUCUUGACUAGAUCUCUCGAAGGAAAACUUCGUAUUGGGCUAGCCGAGCAAACCGUUUUGAUUUGUUUGGCACAAGCGUUUGUUAUGACAGAUAAAGAGUAUGAGAAACUAGCAAAAGCUAAAAAAACUGAAGAAUUAAACAAUGCAAUAAAAACUAUUAAAUCUGUAUACAGUGAACUUCCAUCAUAUGAUAAAAUUGUUCCCGCUUUGUUAAAAGGUGGCAUUAAAAAUUUAAGAGAACAUUGCAAGUUGACACCUGGUAUCCCACUAAAACCUAUGUUGGCUCACCCAACAAAAAGUAUUACCGAUGUACUUGACAGUGUAGAAGGACAUAAGUUUACUUGCGAGUUUAAAUAUGACGGUGAACGUGGGCAGAUUCAUAGGCUUGAAGAUGGGACAACCAAGAUUUUUAGUCGUAAUUUAGAAGACAAUACUGUUAAAUAUCCGGAUAUAAUUGAAAGAAUAUCAAAGGCUGCAAAAACUAAUACCAAAUCAUAUGUGCUUGAUUGUGAAGUUGUAGCGUGGGAUUUAGAAAAGCAUAUUCUUCUUCCUUUUCAAGUAUUAAGUACGCGUAAAAGGAAGGAUGUUAAAGAGGCUGAAAUAAAGGUUUCAGUGUGCCUUUUUGCAUUUGACUUAUUAUACUUGAAUGGAGAGUCUCUUCUCAAGAAAUCUCUUGAAGAAAGACGUAAACUUAUGAAUGAUUCUUUUCAAGAAAUUGAGGAUGAAUUUUCCUUUGUACAAAAUAUAAAUGCUACAAAUAUAGAGGAAAUCCAAUCUUACUUAGAUGAAAGUAUUAAAGCUAAUUGUGAAGGGUUAAUGGUGAAAAUACUUGAUGGUCUAGAGUCAACUUACGAACCCUCGAAGAGGUCAAGAAAUUGGUUAAAGUUAAAAAAAGACUAUCUUAGCGGCGUAGGAGAUUCGUUAGAUUUGGUUGUAGUGGGUGCAUUUUACGGGCGCGGAAAACGUACGAAUGUAUAUGGCGCAUUUCUUCUCGCUUGUUAUGAUCCAGAGCAUGAAGAAUACCAGACUAUCUGUAAGAUUGGUACCGGAUUUUCUGAUUCCGAUCUAGAGACGCAUUUUAAUUACCUAAAAGAAAAGGAAACGUCCGAACCUAAAAGUUAUUUCAAUUAUGACAAGGGAACUAAACCUGAUGUUUGGUUUGAACCUUGUCAAGUUUGGGAAGUUAAGGCAGCAGAUCUUAGCAUCUCUCCAAUAUAUAAGGCAGCUAUAGGACAGAUUUCUGAAGCGUCUAAAGGAGUGUCAUUACGGUUUCCUCGUUUCAUUAGAAUACGUGAAGACAAAAAACCAGAAGACGCAACCACUAGUGAACAGGUAAUAAAUAUUAUUUGUUGAAUUUUUAAGUAAAUAGGUAGAAUUUCCUUUUAAUAUUAACUUAUUGAUUUCGUAUGUUUAUUAGGUUGCGGAAUUGUUUCAGAACCAGUAUAACAACAAGGAA
Rhizophagus irregularis DAOM 181602=DAOM 197198 is the source of this 2394-nucleotide messenger RNA. NCBI's taxonomy places the organism in Eukaryota, Fungi, Glomeromycota, Glomeromycetes, Glomerales, Glomeraceae. The record is from RefSeq and is a predicted model, not a curated record.